Molecule: messenger RNA, 1542 nt
Organism: Oppiella nova
Lineage: Eukaryota; Metazoa; Arthropoda; Arachnida; Sarcoptiformes; Oppiidae
Source: the annotation of a GenBank genome assembly
AUGACCUACUCUUUGGUCAUAUAUCUGGUGCUACUAUUCCGACGGUUUGGUUACCCACACCCGAGUUCAGUACCACUUCAGUGGUUGACUAAUAUAUUGGUUGUUACCAUAAAUUUAUAUCAAUUCUUCAUUACAUACGACAAGAAUAUUCCUAUUCUUGAAGCUGUAUUCAAUUGCUUGGAGCUGUUCCUCACAAUAAUAGCAUUUAUUAUCUCGUGUUUAACCACAAGAUAUUCCGAGUUCGUGGCACUAAUUCUUGUCUUACAAUUCCGUCGGUUGGGUCACCGGCACUCCACUUCAAUACCUGUCCUAUGGCUCACAAAUCUAUUUAUUGUUUCCGUUAGGUCUGGAUAUGAGACCAAAUGUCCGAUGAAUGACUUCAAUAUAUUCUCGAAGAUAUUUGUAUCAAAGAAUGCUUACAAUUCAUUUGAAUCGGCGAAUAAGAAGUACAAUCCAAACAAAUUAAAGCCUGAAAUAAGAUUAUUGCCAUUGAUUUCAUCGACUGUUUGGAGCACUUAUACAAUCGCUACAGUCUUAGCCCUAUGCAAAAUAGCUGCCGAUUUUAUUCAGCCCUAUAUUCUCGCAAAACUAAUAGACUUUGUGUCGGGCACCGACCAUAUGUGGCACGGAGUCUAUUAUGCCAUCGCUUUCUGUGUCUGCACUCUGAUGGCCAGACUAUUUGAAUGUCACUCCAAUUUGUUCUCAAUGUUGGCCUCAUAUAGGGUUCGGUCGUCUCUUACAACAGCUAUCUAUAAGAAAAUGCUAAGACUUAGUGCCGGUUCUCGUCGUAAUUACACAACAGGCGAAAUAAAUAACAUAAUGAGUGUCGAUGUGGGAGAGUUAUGUGACUUUCACCGGGCGGCAACUUGCUCAUAUACAAUACCCUUAUGUUUUAUAAUCGGUGAAUACAUUCUGUGGUCACAAUUGGGUCCCUCAUCACUGAUGGUGUUUGUAGUGAUGGCAGCAGUCUUCCCAUUGACUUCAUUCAUAUAUAAACGCAUUGAGAAAAUUCAGACCAAACAAAUGGAGUUAAAGGAUAUGCGAAUGAAACAAAUCAGUGAAGUGUUAAAUAAUAUAAAACUUCUCAAACUGUUUGGAUGGGAGAAGCCGUUUAUGGAUAGGAUAUCGAUAACCAGACAUCAAGAGUUUUGGAUGGCAGUGCCCUUUAUUAUGACAGCGGUUACAUUCACUGUUUAUAUCUAUGCGAGUGGUUUAGCAUUGACUGCUAAGACAGCAUUUGUCUCAGUGUCUGUGAUCAAUAUAUUCCGGAUACCAAUAGCAAGACUUCCAUAUACUUUGUCUUUUUUCACUCGAGCUAUUGUCUCUUUUCGACGAAUUCGCAAAUAUUUAAGUUGUGAAGAGUUGGAGGAAAGUGUGGAAAGGGAUGAGAGAAGAGAUGAUUCAAGUGAUGAGAGAUAUGCCGUGUGUUUGAAAAAGAGUUGCUUUUCGUGGGGUUUAGAAGAAGAGCCGAUUCUAAAGGAUAUUACACUGAAUGUGAAGAAGGGAUCGUUGGUUGCGAUCGUGGGAAGAGUGGGAUCGGGA